This is a messenger RNA of Sardina pilchardus (European sardine), 967 nucleotides long. RefSeq names its product mesenteric estrogen-dependent adipogenesis protein-like. The coding region runs from base 42 to 668 and encodes 208 amino acids. Lineage: Eukaryota; Metazoa; Chordata; Actinopteri; Clupeiformes; Clupeidae. The record is from RefSeq and is a predicted model, not a curated record. The transcript has 5 exons.
CAUCAUAGCCUAGACUUCAUGCACGAGACGCACACAGCAACAUGGCAGACAGACGGAUUUUUAUGGAAAUAUCUGAAGUCGAAGAUUUCCUUAGGAAUCCUCCACAUGGAUUUAGAGUGCAAAGUCGGGAGUCCGGACACACACUGGUGAAGUCCGACCCAAAUAACUGUUGCGUGUUCAUCGACGAAUUUCACUCGAACAACAGAAAAGUUAUCUUCCAGUUCUCAACGGGAAGAGAGUUCGUGGUCAACAAUCUGGGCAGCUAUUCAAAGAUGAGGAAAAAAAUAACUUCACAACAAAUGUAUCUGCUGGCAUCUGCUAGUGAUAUCUGUUCACUAAAGGGUGAAAAACUAUCUCGAACUGCUGAAGGGAGCACAUACUUUAUAGUGAUGUUAAAUGGGAAACACCCCUUUGUCAAAUGGCAAAUGGAACAAGUACUAGAUCGGGCAAUUUCUUCAGUGGCAGGAGAAAGCUACAACGUGGAAAUCGACCUGAGCCAAGCAUUGCAGAGUUGGGUGGGGAGAAGGGAAAAUGUUCUUCCCAGUGGUUUUAAGGGGAAGUCUUGGACAGAUUGUUCCUUUACCCUCAAGUACCAUUCGGAUGCCCUGUUCGACAUUCCCUUCUGGUGUGGUCUGAGUAACCGCCAUUUUAAGAUAACUUAUGAAUAAUGACACUUGAAGGCAAAGCUUCUCCCUUAGGUGGACGUGGAUGUCAUACAGGCAACUGCCAAAAUCUCUGGUUUACUCCGACAAGCAUGCAUUUCAUAUAAGGAUUUAUAAGCAUUUUAUUUUUGAUGGAUAUUGGUGAUACUUUUGCAUUAUAUGUCAUUUUGUACAGUUGUAGCCUUAUAAUUAAAUGUCUUUUGGCAUCUGCUCAAUGAAUAAUGUUACAUGUAAAUGUAAAUGAAGACUGAUGGAUCAGAAUAAGAUUCUAUUCACUGAUGUAAAUAAACUUGAAUGUAAACUUU